CAUAUUCAGGGUUCAGAUGUCUUCAUGUAGCUGCAAUGUUGUUAGAUAAUAACUGUAUUAAUAUGUAAACUUAUUUUGGCCGCAAAGUCAAAAUGAGCCAGACGUUAUCAGACUAUGGUGAGUGUUUUUCACUCAGAUAAACACGACGUACAUCGACACAAAGCGACGUUUAUGAGAACAGGUCACCUCCCCCUUUCCUCCCUACGUCUUAUCGUCCCCCCUCUGCAGCUCGUGUCUGCGGUUCUGUGGCAGAUAGUACAGCAGGGGGCCGUCAUGUACUACGGGCUGCUGGACGACUUCGUCACCACAGUGUUGGACACAGUCCCCGAGCUGCUCACUUACUCAGAGAGAGUCCAACUAGUUAUUGGCUUACGAGCAAGGGUGGUGCUAGAGAUGUGCCGCAAUGAUGGUUUCUCCAGUACACAGACUAUCCAGCCGCAUUUGAGCAGGAUAAAUACCUACAUUAUGAAACAGGAUAAAGAGGCUCCCAGUUCUGAGAUGAAAGCAUCAGUGACAAACUUCUUGAUGCUUGUUAACACUCUUGUGGGUGACCCAUGCCAGAGGCAGAUGUUUUAUCAGAAAAUCUUCCCAACUGUGUUUGGCCUCAAAUAUGACGCAGCUCUUCAGGCUCUAAUGAGAAAAUUCCUCCUCACUCUACAGAAGCUGUUGCCUGUUCCAAACCUCGAACAAACUUCCCUUUGGCUAAGUCUCUCCCCUACGAUCUUGAAAGAGUGUGUGGAGCUCAUGAAUCAGCCUGAACCUCUAAAUAAACUCAUUCAGCAUCACAGUUGUCAUGGCCACGAGGUUGCACAAGUUUCUCCCUGUGUUGACGAUUGCAUCAUUUCCAGCCUUUCCUACGAACCACCAAGCCUAGAAACUGAUGAAGACGCAGUCAAGUAUGGAUCCAUGUGUGUUGCAUCAGACUGCCAUACGGAAAACUCACUUGUCACUGAGUCUGAAAAUGAUGAAGAGAAAUAUUCUGUGAUAAAUCCAGAAAUGAAAAGGAAUGCACAAAGAAAAGGGCAACAGCAAGUUGAAGAUUUGACAGAAGAUCAAGGAGCCUCUAUUGAAGUUAUACUUCCUUUUGAUGAAAGUGAGUCUACUGAUGAGGAUAUGAACAAAGAAUGGCAUUACAGUUUGCAAACUGGUGGUAGGACAUCAUCAAAAUCCUUCAAGUGUUUUGUUUGUGGGCAGAUUUUUGGUUCCCUAAGAAAACUUAAGAGGCACAGUGUCAGUCAAAGUGUGUGCUCUUCAAGUUCUGUUAGCCAGAAUACUUUUUGUGAGAGGAUAAGCUUGCAACCAAAAUCUAAGUCUAAUAGUACUGAAAUUACUGCCUCUAAAAGUGACAAUGAGCUUCUAUCACUGGCAACAGAUAACCUGUCAAAACAGAGGAGUCUUCCAAGCUUGGAGAAGUCUCGUAAUGACUACAGGCUUGUAUGCCGUGUCUGUGGCCAAGUUUUCACUUACCCAAAGAAUUUUGACAAGCACCAGAAGGUUUGUGCAGAGAGUAGUAAACAAGAGAGGCAGACAGAGCCACAGUGUUCCACAGACUUAUCUCAUCUUGCCAAACCAGACCCAGGUAACAAGACUGCAGAGUCUGAAACUGGACCUUCAGGUGCACGCCAGGAAUCAAUAUCUUCUGACUCAUCAGAAGAGCAAAUGUGUAAAAGAAGCAGCCGUGUCAAGGCCUGCUCUAUUUGUGGGACAUUUUUUACGUGUUCUAUAGACUUGACCAAGCACAUGAGAUGUCACACUGAACAGAGUCCUUACCUUUGUCUUUAUUGCGGAAAAGAGUUUGACAGCUACGAAGACUACGAGACACAUCAGGAAGGUACAUGCAGGGUUUCAAGUGCACAUCUACUCGCUCAGGAGUCAUCCUUCAACAGCAGAAUGAAAAAGAACCCAAAGGAUACAGUUGUUUCUAGUGGUGAAAGUGUCCCAACAACCUCAGAUGCUGCCACCAACUUGCAGUCUCUGCAGAUGUGUAAAUUGCCAAUGACGUGUCAAGAGUGCGGUCAAGGAUUUACUUACUACAAGAGUUUUGAGAAGCACCAGAGCAAGUGUUUCAAAAGGCCUCCUCGAAAAAUAAAGCGAAAAACAAAUCAGUUUGUUAUCAAAUCUUGUAAUAUCCAAUCAGCUGAAAAUGCCAGUGAAAUUCCUGCUGAAAUAGGUUCUGGUACCAGGGAAAGUGAAACUGUUACAUCUCUUACUGGUGGACACCUUGAAGAUAGCACCCCAGUCAUGAAGUGUCCCUUAUGUGAGAAGAACUUUUCAAAAAUUGUCCUCAUGAAACAACACUAUUCUAAGUCACAUAAAGUUAGAGGUCCAUACCCGUGUCCCAUAUGUAAGAUAAAUUUUGUGAGGUUGUGUGAACUGGUACGGCAUCAACAUAAAAAGACAUUAUACCAGUGCACUGCAUGUAAGAGAUGUUACACAAAGCCAGGGUUACUGAGCGAUCACGAAAAGGUUCACACGGCUGAUGUAACACCACGAAUUUGCGAAACAUGCGGGAAAAGCUUCAUGUCUCUCGCCCAUCUGAUUCAGCACCAGAGCAGGCAUAAAGAACGACAGCCAUGUGUCUGUUCCCACUGCGGGAAACAGUUCAGUACAAAAAACUGCCUGAGUGCGCAUAUGGUGAGGCACACAGGUGGUUACCCUUGUCCCCUGUGCGGGAAGAAAUUCUUUCAGAAAACAUACCUUAAAUGGCAUCUUUAUAAACACACAGGGCAAGAGCCAUACCUGUGUGAUACAUGUGGGAAAGGCUGGCCAAGUGUAGCUCAGCUCAAGAUUCACAUGAUCCAACACACAGAGGAAAGGCCGUUCAAGUGCGAGGAAUGCGAUGCAUGUUACAAAAGGCAAUCGCAUCUUAUGGCUCACCGCAGAGCCAAGCACAUCAGGUCGCGACCAUUUAUGUGUGAAGUCUGCAGCAAAACCUUCAGAUUAAACGGUGAGUUGAAAAAACACAUGAUGGUCCAUACGGGUGAACGGCCAUACACGUGUCCCAGAUGCAGCAAAACCUUUACAAGAAAGACACGCCUCAGGGAACACAGAGAAAAGGCAUGUCUGUAAACACCUGUCAAACAACAAUGUAUGUUACUACAGUUACUGAAGUAUCACGCACUGAGAAUAAAAUCUGACUUUCCAUCUGAGGUUGCGCUUUUACUAAAUUAAAUUAAAUCAGGGGUGCCAAACUCAUUUUCGUUCAGGGGCCACAUUAAUCCAAACUUGAUCUGAAGUGGGCUGGACCAGUGAAAUAAUAACAUCAUAAUAUAUAAAUAAUUUCA
Messenger RNA from Sphaeramia orbicularis (orbiculate cardinalfish), 3284 nucleotides. RefSeq names its product oocyte zinc finger protein XlCOF6-like. The transcript is spliced from 7 exons. Gene Ontology annotation, cellular component: nucleus. Gene Ontology annotation, biological process: regulation of transcription by RNA polymerase II. The coding region runs from base 115 to 3069 and encodes 984 amino acids. Gene Ontology annotation, molecular function: RNA polymerase II transcription regulatory region sequence-specific DNA binding; DNA-binding transcription factor activity, RNA polymerase II-specific. NCBI's taxonomy places the organism in Eukaryota, Metazoa, Chordata, Actinopteri, Kurtiformes, Apogonidae. The record is from RefSeq and is a predicted model, not a curated record.